Molecule: messenger RNA, 720 nt
Organism: Elaeis guineensis (African oil palm)
Lineage: Eukaryota; Viridiplantae; Streptophyta; Magnoliopsida; Arecales; Arecaceae
Source: RefSeq, a predicted model, not a curated record
CAUUUGGUCAACUUAUGCGACCAUCGAGAAAAUUUUUUCAUCUAUAUAUACUUAGGAAUGCGAAAGAGAGACUACACAAUAACGAGGAUCAGAAUGAGUUCCUUGAAGCCUCUAGUCCUCGCUGUUCUUAUUAUCUCUUCCUUCGCUUUGGUUGCGGAGAGCCGGGUCUCCAGGAUGGACCUUGGCAUAGGCCUGGGACUUGGCCUUGGACUUGGUAUUGGCGUUGGAGGUGGUGGUUCCGGCUCCGGCUCCGGCUCCGGUUCCGGCUCUGGCUCGGGAUCUGGUUCUGGAGCUAGUUCUUCUGCAGGCUCGGGUGCCAGUUCUUCUGCAGGGUCCGGCUCGGGAUCUGGUGCCAGUUCGUCCGCAGGUUCGGGUGCCAGUUCUUAUGCAGGUUCGGGUGGGAACUCGGGUUCGGGUGGAGGCUAUGGGGAAGGUCAUGGAUAUGGGUCUGGUGGUGGUGGAAACGGCAACUAAGAUAGUAAAAUUACGUACUUGUGCUGUACCAACUUAAUGUUAUUAUACAUAUAAAUAAGGAGAUGGUGAACAAGAAUGCUCAUGUUUUCAUCUAUAAUUUUUUCCUCUUCAGCUGCUUUUCUUUAGUAUUAGCAAGGCCGAGAAGAAAAUAAUGGAUGGUAUAUUGGAAUUUCGAGUUUGCGUGGCACAAAUAAGCUGGCCAAAUAAUUAUUGCUUCAAAGAAUAAAUGAUAUCCAAUGUUUUAAA